AUGGGACAAUGGCUUCUGUCGCGAUAUAUCAGAAGUGGAAAGAAAAGGAGUCGAUGCUUGAGACCGUUUGCAAACGAGUCGAAUCGUGCGUUUACGUCGCUAGAGACGUGGCAGCAACUAUCGGCCUUGCUCGUGACGCAACCUCUUCGAAUCAAGCCUCUAGGUUACUAUCGGACUCCCCACAGUGUGGACAUCUAUGUCUUCGAGUGUAUCAUGAGCGACACCAGUGGCUCGCGACGCUACAGCUGGAAGAUCUAUCGUCGCUAUCGACAAUUUCAAAAGUACGUUUCGCAUUCUGCCGAAUUGAAAGCAAAUCGUUUGGUGCAGAUACCCCGUUUGUCACAAGGUCUAGUCAAGAUAUUUCACGAAUGCAACUGCAAAACCCGUCUCGUGGAGCUCACCAACUGGCUUGAAGCAGUGGUGGAGAAGACACAGGAUUAUUAUUCGCAAUUGAAGCGGAGACAGGAGGCGCAGGACAGGGACAAAUUGUGUGCUCUUCAACAGCGAAGCAUGGCGCAAAUGGUUGGAGAGAAAACUGCAAAUAUGCAGGUAAAAGCUCAUCUCACUGCGAAGAGUCCGAUUGUGCCUAGCACAAGUACUUUGAAGAAGUUGUCGGGAAAAAGCCCCAUCAUUCAGAUACGCCAAUCAAGUCGUUACGGUAGUUUGAAGGCGAUUGAGGAACAGGGAGAUCCGGCCUUGUACGUCCUGCGAGCGGACAAUUCUGAGGCUCUACCAGUCAUGAUGCUGAGCUCUUUUCUCCUCGCUGGCGCAAACUGUCCUUUCCCGCACGUUUUUAAAGGUAUGCCAAUGUUUGCCUUGUCUUUAAACGAGCGAAACGUGCAACUUGAGCGAGAAGCACGGUCUGCUUAUCCGUCGAGAAUAAAGAAUUCGACGAGGACUAGAGCGGGUCUGGGACUACGAUUGACUCCAAGUCAGGAACAAGAUGGACAAUACUUGGGUGCAACGGUAGCAGGCUUUCUCCGAAACAAGAACGAACUAGACCCUGCACUGGCAGAUAUUCCCGUUGGAGCAAGACUCGUUCGAGUAAAUGGCAUCGAUGUGAACGAUGUACCGUUUGAUCAAGUUCUAAUUCAGCUACGAAGAUUGGGUGCGUCGUCGUUGCGACUAAGAUUUGUGUACGACCAGAACAUCGAUCGCCAAGGAAUCAACGCAGCGACGUCACAUAGCAAUGCGAAUGCUACGUCUGCUGUAGAGCCAUUAAGCAGGGAGGAAAGCAGAGACCGUGAUGAUCGAAAGGAAAAUUGCAAAGAGUGUACAACCCUCGGCCACGUUGAUAUUCGAGAAGUUUCUAUGGAUUCAGCUUGUCGUUGCUUCAGUGCAGAUACCUCUCGUUCAAAGCUUGGUUUACUAGGUUUUGUCUUGGGCGAUCUGUUUGGAUGGGGGAGUAAAGUGAAAACAGCUUCAAAUUUGAAGAGAUCAGCGGACCCUGACGAUAUCAGUAAAUUUAGCAAGCGGCGUGGGAGCACAGCAGACAUCACAUUGAGAUCUGGGAAUUCGUCGUUAUGGAUUGUGGAUAAGCCAGUUCUUCGUUCGUGGGCUGAAAUCAGCGAGAAAUCACAUGACGUUAUUCUGCGUGGAUUCUAUUCUCCUUUGCCAGGAACAAUGCGUCAAGACCUGCGCUUUAGGAAUUGCACUGCGAUAAAAGAAAACAAAUUCAUUUCAAAGCACGACCAAAGCGACAGCUGUAACGGAGAGAACAACAAAUGGGUUGACAGAUCCAAUGCAUUGACGGAUUGUGAGGCACAAGGUGUGUGGAGCACCGCGUCUGGAUCCAUGGGGUUACUAUUUGGUGCAUGCCGAAUCCAUAAUGAGGAAGCGGCGAUGCUAAAGUUGCCACCUGUAUAUUUCUCCACGAAAUCGGAGCACCGUGUCAGUGGAGAAGGCCUAGGCAUGGGUUACAUAUUGACUGCAAUUAACAACGAGAGCACGUUUGGCAUUUCGUUUGCCGCUGUAAUGAAGCGUUUGCGCUCAGCUUCACGCCCCACAAGUCUGUACUUCCGUUGGUAUGAGGACUCGGGUCCAUAUCUGGACACAAAUCUUGCAGAAAAACACGAAAGCAGCCUAAAUCUGUCACGUGGCUCAAGCAAAUCCCACACGAGAGCACCUGAAGCAUUUGAAAGUUACUUGGACUGUAUGGCAGAAGCCCAAAAUGAUUUGAGUAACAGCUUGCAGCUCGCUUUGAUGGAGAACGCAUCUCUUCGCGAUGAGCUUGAUGUUCUUCUUGGCGCCCACUGCAAGUUACGGCUUGCGUACGAGCGUGCAGCUCAGAGAGAACAUAUUUUGCAAGCCAAGAUUGAGCAAAGCAACGAUGUGAUUGCUAAGCUGAACGAAUACGUGGACGUUCAAAAGCAAGAGAUAAAAAGCCUGCAUUGUCGAGCGCACGAAGCAGAGACUAUGCUUGCUUUGAAAAAAAGAGAGUUCAAGGUUAUGGUGGAAGAGGCACGUGAUAGCGCCAGGAUACGACUUGCUAAACACGAGGAGCAACUAGUACAGGAGUCAAACCGGUCGAUCAAGAAUGCGAACAAACUUGCUAAACGUCGUGUCCAGAAGAUGCUGGAAACAGCUGCAAAUGAAAUACAACGAAAGCAUGAAGAGUACUUGCAAAGGCUUGCAGAGGAGCAUUCAGACGAGUUGGAAUGUCUUGCGCAGCAAGUGGCAGUGUGGCGUCACCAAGUGGAAGUGCUCACAGAGGCUGAAAGGCGAAACUACGCGGCAUUGUUGAGCAAAGGCGUGAAUCCAUACGGGGGCCACCAGCGAUCUCGUUGUAGUUACUCGAGUGCAGAUUCGUCGUUUGUGUAUCCCAUGAGUGAGGGAAUAAACAGCAACUAUGCGUCACAAAGCACACAAGGGUCGACGCAGGUCUUAAGUGUAGAUGACACAGUGCGUGAUUGCAGUCCUGAGGAUGACAGUAUCAAGAACGUAUGCGAACCUGCUACUUAUACGCCAAACAAGGCGUUUGAUGGUAACACUGGCACUUUUUGGGACCGUAUGGCAUCGCUAUUGUCAACAGGAUGA
Peronospora matthiolae is the source of this 3036-nucleotide messenger RNA. Lineage: Eukaryota; Oomycota; Peronosporomycetes; Peronosporales; Peronosporaceae. The record is from the annotation of a GenBank genome assembly.